This is a messenger RNA of Phycodurus eques (leafy seadragon), 3308 nucleotides long. RefSeq names its product EMILIN-3 (gene emilin3b). Gene Ontology annotation, molecular function: protein binding. Lineage: Eukaryota; Metazoa; Chordata; Actinopteri; Syngnathiformes; Syngnathidae. The record is from RefSeq and is a predicted model, not a curated record. The transcript has 6 exons. Gene Ontology annotation, cellular component: extracellular matrix. The coding region runs from base 241 to 2706 and encodes 821 amino acids.
GCCUCCUCUCCACUCCGUCCGAUGUGCGUACAGUGUGGUUAGCGUACGAGCUGAAGGCGACACAGGCGAUGCUGCGGAUGUGACAUCAGUUUGGACUCCAUAACUCCUUCAGGGCUCGCCAAAGAAGAGUGCACGAGGUCUGAGGAACUCCAGCACAGGACCUCGAGGAGUCCACAAAGCUUUCACACAUCAGCCUUCAUUUUCCAGACUGUGGGAUUAGUAGUAAAGUAGACUAAAACAAUGAAUGCCAAAUUGCGGCAGGUGCUCGCACCAGUCUGUCUCCUUGGAGUGUUGAUCUCUGUGGUGGACAGCAAAGGAACUUUCUAUGGAGGACCUGUCAACCCUUUUUAUGGACACAGAUACAAUAUGUUCAAGGCUGGACUCAACCCUCAGCACACUCCAAACAAGCCAAUGACACGACACAAAAACCACUGUGCCUAUGUGGUCCAGAAGAACAUCACGUGCACCAUGCAGGAUGGACUGGCGACGUAUGUGAAGGCGGAAUAUACAACCAAGUGCAUCUGGGGACAGAAGUGUCCUGUUGUGAUGUACAGGACAUAUUACAAACCAACAUACAAAGUGGGUUAUAAAAUAGUGACUGAGCUGGAGUGGAGGUGUUGCCCUGGCUACUCUGGAGACAACUGCUACGACGGACCCACCUCACUGCCUGACCUGAUACCUCCUUUCAAGGGAGCAGCUUUGCCAAAUCGCCCCGGGAUAAACGGCGUUCCCCAUGGUCCGAGAGUCUCCGUUGACCAGAGGCCUGGAGGAGCGCAGCUGGAGCCGGGCAAAGUCUACCCCAAUCUGCACGAUCGUAGACCAAUACCCAGUGAACAGCUGCCUGUGGGAAAUGGCAAACCAAAUUCUGGGGACACAUUUGGGGUUUCUGGAGUGAGUGGGGAACGUUUGGACCGUAUGGAGGACGACCUACGGCGUCUCACUCAGGGCUUCGACACGCUCAAUGGGGUGGUGGCUGGUCUGGAGGAGCGACUGCGCACGUCUCUUCGGGAAGACACCAACAAGAUCCUGGUGUCGCUGCUGCCCAACAUGCCACGGGGGCCUGACUCAGCUGCGGGAUUUGCGGCCAUCCCAAUCGGGAAUCCUGGCGGACUUGGAGAAGAGAGCUUCAACAGAUUUGGGGAUCUCGCAGGAAGGGUGACCGAAGUGAAGGAUGAGCUACAAGCUAAGACUCACAUAUUACAGGAGAUUCAGGGAAUGGUCUUAGGCCAUGACGGGCAGCUCAAGAGACUGCUGGAAGGAGCAAGUGGAAGGCCAAUCCCUGGCGUUGCGGCUCAUCUGGACAGCGUCCUCGAGGCCAAGCUAGCCGGCAUCCAGGCUGAGAUCCUGGACGGAUUUGAACGCAGACUCUCUCGUCUGGAGAACCAGUGCGAGGAGAAGAUCGGGGCCGUGCAGCGACAGUGCCACAGGGAGCAGAUGGAUGGCCAAGAACAGAUGCAGCAGUCCCUUGAUGGAAGAGAAACUGGGCUGAGGGCGGAGUUGGGCUCGUUGCAGGCUCAGAUCCAAGGCCUCACACUCACAGAGAGCUGCUGUGGACAGGCGAACAGCCUCUCUCAGCGUGUGCUGCUACUGGAGGAGUCGGUUAAAGGUCUCACAGAGUCACAGCGACAGCUCCAAUCAGCGCUCAGCGAGCAGAGCAUCCACGUGGAGACGCUGAUUGAGACCCGCUUGGUGGAACUCGAAGGCCGCCUAAAUUCAACAGAAGGUGGCGCGGACAGCGUGUCGUCGGGAUUCCCCGGUGGCCUAGAUGGCUUCAAGAACAUGCUGGAGGACAAGUUGAAGACCCUGGAGGAGAGGGUGUUUGUGGCUGUGGAGGAGCUGAGCAACACCACGGCACCAGCGCUUUUAGAGGGCCAGGUGGUCCCGCCACUGGAAACAGAUCUCGAGUCUGUGAGAAGAAGAUUAGAUGGAAAUCUGAAUGGCAUUGAAAAACGCCUAGCCGGCCUGGAGCUCCUGUGCACCUCCUCCUGCUCACCUUCCACUCCUCCAGCAGGGGGUGUCGGAGGCAGUGAAGUGGAGGGGAAGUGUGAGGACAUAGAGAAUAAGAUGAUCAAUCGUCUGGACACUCAUUCAGGCCAGCUGGACCUUCUGAACAGCACACUGAAGAACCUACUCUUGCGGAUCGCCCAAGAAGAGGCAGGCGACUCCGUCUACGGUGAGAUCACCCUGCUGAAGGUCAACAUCAACUCAGUGAACCACACUCUCAAGGGACUAAAGGACUCAAUUAGUUUCAUUGCAAGUGAAGUGGGCCACGCCAACUCCACAUGGGAACAGCGGGAACAGCAUAUAGUCAAUCAGGUGCAAGGAAUCACCAAACUAGUGGGCCACCAGGCCUCUCUCCUGGGGGCCGGGGAGCGGCGUCUGGCCCAGCUCAAGGGCGAACUUGCGGCCUUGAAAAAACAGCUCACCGGUGGGCUUCAAGGCUGCCAGAGCACAACCAAAGAAGUUCAGAAGGAGGUUCAGGACGUUGAUAGCAGGGUGAGCCACGUGGAGGGCCAAUGCAGCAGCUUGGGCGAGCUGGCAGAGCACCUGGAGAGGAUCAGGGCGGAGCUCGAGAGACACUCGGACUCCUACCUGGCCCAGGUGAACGGAACCCUCGCCGUCCAGUCAGAGCGACUUGCUGAGCUGAAAGGGGACGUCAAAGACAUUGUGCCAAAGCAUCGAGCGAGCCCAAAAGUAGACCACUAGCAUCGGAGACACAACAGCUCAAAUGAAACAAAGAAAUGAGAGAGAGAGAGAAAAAAAAAAAAAAAAAAAAAGCCUCAGUUGACGUCUUCUGCUUCUCUCCCAAUUUCCCUCUGCACACAUGCAAAUGAAUUGGAGCGGUGAGAGCCAUUAACCAUAAAUCCGCCACCGUAGUGCCUCCACAUGACCUGCUUCAUGAAGUUCCCGCCAAAUGAGGACAGGCACACACACAUUUCAAAGACACAACUUUGGCUGUGGAACUGGACUUAGUUCGAAUCUAUGGGGCUUUUCGCCACCACCUUUCUCAUCUUUUUAACUUAUAUGAAGUGCAUAUUGUUAUGGUAUGUUUGGAUUAGAGAUAUUUGUGUGAGAAUGAUAUUCAAAAUGAACGGCCUGGGACUAAAAUGUCGCUACGGGUUUUUCUUGACAAGCACACUCAAUACCUUCUGUGUGGACAAUUGUGUGGUCUUUAUAUCAAUGUGGUGCUAUUUACAUGUUUGUAAACGUCUGCUUGUACACGUUAAAAAAUGUGCAUUUCUCCACUGGUAGUUGUACGUAUUUGUUUUGGUUGCUUCAGGUUUUAAUGAACUUCUGCAACAAAAGAA